CCUCCUUCCUUCCUUCCCUCGCCUCCGCGUCUCCAAUGCUCUCUCGUGUCAGCCCAAUCCUCCGCCAUAACCGUCUCUUCUCUGCAGAAGCGCGUGAAAUGCCACGCGCCACUGUCCUUCUCCUCCAACCCAACUUCCUACGCUCUUCCCCGAGAACUCCUCCUCUGAAUCGUCUCGAUGUUUCUUCGUCGGAGUUUUCUUCGAUGUUCCGUCGGAGAUUCCACGCUUUACGCAGUACCGUAGGAGACUGGACGAAGCUUCCGAAACCUCCGGGUCGGGUUUUCGCGGAGAGGAGAGAAUAUAGGAAGAUUAGGAGAAGAACUCCGAAGAAGAAACAGGAAUUGGAGCUUAGUGUUAGUAUCUGCAUCGAAGAACAGCUUCCUGAUGAUCUUGAGAUUCAGAAUAUUGCGGAAAUGCUUCGUCUCAAUGUACCUAUGGCAAUGACAUUGGCUUUCAAUGGUUUAAAAGAUUCAAAGUAUAAAACAAGAGAGACUGAUAUAGAAGAUCUUGGUGGGUAUGAAACUGUCGAGUUAUCGGUCAUGCUUUGUAAUGAUGACUUCAUUUGUAAACUCAACAAAGAGUGGAGAGGUGAAGAUCAUGCUACAGAUGUGCUUUCCAUGUCACAACAUGUCCCUGAAUUGAAGCUUCCAGUGCUUAUGAUGGGAGAUAUUGUCAUUUCUGUUGAGACAGCUGCAAGGCAGGCUGCAGAGAGAGGGCACACUCUUCUUGAUGAGAUACGUAUUCUUGUGAUUCAUGGGUUGCUACACCUACUGGGCUUUGAUCAUGAGAUCAGCGAUGAGGCUGAGCAAGAAAUGGAGAAGGAGGAGGAGUUAUUGCUAAAAAGCCUUGGGUGGAAAGGAAAAGGACUCAUUCAGAGUGCAUAUGACAUUGAAAAAACAGAUAAACCUCAGCUGGAGAAAUCAGAUGACAGGAAGGAAGGGGAUGGCCUAAGAUUGUACAGACCAAAGUUCUCCUAUAUAUUCUGUGAUAUGGAUGGCACACUGCUUAACAGUAAAAGUCAGAUUUCGGAGGCAAAUGCAAAAGCUUUAAAAGAAGCCAUGCUGAGGGGACUUAAAGUAGUCAUAGCUACGGGGAAGUCCCGCCCAGGUGCAAUCAGAAUCUUGAAGACGGCUGAUCUAACUGGAUCCGAUGGCAUUGUCUCAGAGUCCUCUCCAGGCGUUUUCGUUCAGGGCUUACUUGUCUAUGGUAGACAGGGGAAAGAAGUUUAUAGAGGAAACUUGGACCGAGAUGUCUGCAGAGAGGCGUGUCUUUACUCUUUGGAGCAUCGAAUUCCUCUCAUUGCAUUCAGCCAGGAUCGCUGCUUGACAUUGUUUGACCACCCUCUUGUCGACUCUCUUCACACAAUCUACAAUGAGCCAAAGGCUGAAAUCAUAUCGUCGGUUGAUCAACUUAUAGCUGAAGCUGACAUUCAGAAAGUGAUAUUUAUGGACACAACCGAGGGGGUCUCAUCUGUUAUCCGUCCGUAUUGGUCAGAAGCUACAGGCGAUCGUGCUAAUGUUGUUCAAGCUCAAUCAGACAUGCUAGAAAUCGUCCCACCAGGAACCUCCAAAGGGAACGGUGUAAAAAUGCUACUCAAUCAUUUGGGCGUUUCACCGGAUGAGAUAAUGGCAAUUGGAGAUGGAGAAAACGACAUAGAGAUGCUGAAACUGGCCUCGUUGGGAAUUGCUCUGAGCAACGGUGCAGAAAAGACAAAGGCAGUGGCUGAUGUGAUCGGUGUGAGCAACGACCAAGAUGGUGUUGCUGAUGCCAUCUACCGCUACGCUUUCUGAGACUCCACCACCAUAUUUAAGUACAAGAUACACCAAAUUAAAUUUUUGAGGUUAAG
This is a messenger RNA of Arabidopsis arenosa, 1846 nucleotides long. The record is from the annotation of a GenBank genome assembly. Lineage: Eukaryota; Viridiplantae; Streptophyta; Magnoliopsida; Brassicales; Brassicaceae.